UGUCAACAAACAUUGGUCAACAUUUGAAAGAUAAAGCGACUUUCGACAGUUGAAAGGGAAAUUUACACCUGUUUAGUUAAUGGUGAUGUUCUAAGAAGAAGUUUAUGAAAAACCUGAUAUUGAUGUUUAUAAUCUGAAGGACUUACACAAGAAAACUUGACAUGGUGUCGUCCAGUGAAGACCCAGACUCGGGGCCAGGUACUGGUGAUGAGGCAGGGGAAAAUGGCAGAGGCAAAGUAGAUGGGUCAGGUCAACCAUCCCAGCCACAGCAGAGAAGUCGGGUCGAUAGAAGUCAGGGAGAGAAGGUUUCAACUGAAAGGAAAAUUAAAACAACAGAGACACGUAGAGAGACCAUCACGACCAAGGGUAUGCACGACUUAUCCUCAGCCAUCAACAGCUUGGAUGACCACUUCCAGGCGGGUCUUCAGGAGGUGCGCAACAGCCUGGCCAGCAUUCACCAGGAGAGGAACACACUGACAGAACACUUGCGCAGUGUCUCAGAAAUGCUGGUGGAAGUCUCAGGAGAGAAAAAUGAAUGCCAAAAUGUAAUUUCAGAUCUCCAACAGGAAGUCUCAAGCAUCAGGGACCAACUGACCAAUGAACAGAGGACUAAUGCUGUGCUGAGGAAAAAAAUCCAUGAAAUGGAAAAUGAGAAUGAGUCCCACAUGCAGAGCAUUGCCAGCCAGCUACGGGAUCGUCAACUGGCACACAGGUCAAUUGUCAAGUGGAGACGAAAAGUUUUGGAGAGAGGUCACUACAGUGUGGUACGCUUACUUGAAGAAGAAAACAGUCAGCUGCGUGCCGAGCUCCUAAAAUGCCAGGAGGCAGCAAAGCAAGCCUUUCUUCGUAGUGCAAAUGCUCUGAACUCAGAAGCCAUCACAAUGUUUCAG
This is a messenger RNA of Penaeus vannamei (Pacific white shrimp), 890 nucleotides long. Lineage: Eukaryota; Metazoa; Arthropoda; Malacostraca; Decapoda; Penaeidae. The record is from RefSeq and is a predicted model, not a curated record.